Molecule: messenger RNA, 345 nt
Organism: Penicillium paradoxum
Lineage: Eukaryota; Fungi; Ascomycota; Eurotiomycetes; Eurotiales; Aspergillaceae
Exons: 2
Coding region: 1-345 (114 amino acids)
Source: RefSeq, a predicted model, not a curated record
AUGGAGUCCACCGUGGAGGAUGUCUUGGCGUGGAUUAAGCGUCAACAGGACGAUGGUCGAGGCCACGAUGCUUGCUACUUGGCGUUUGUUUGGGAGAUUGAGAAGCCGCAUGACGUAGGGGAUAAUCCUCGCUCGCCCUCGCGUCCGGAAACAUCGUUGUCUCAUCUUGGUAUCAUCUGCGGCCGUCUGGAACCGCAGCGAUACACCAGGUAUUUGGACAUCUUGAUGCCCCCUUCGAACAGCCCGUAUCUCAAUACGCUGGAGCUCGGCACCCGAAAUUGGGACCUGAAAAAGCGACAGGGAUCAGGCCACGGUGCAGGUUUCCCAAGCCCAUCUGCACCUUGA